UUUCUUCUUUUCAAACCUUUAUAUCUUUGGUUCGUUCUUGUGCUUCUUUUGGUAUGGUUCGUUUAUGUACUGUUGUUACCAUAUACGCUCAGUCAUUUGAGAUUCUUUCUAUUCGACAAUAUCUGCUAGAAUUCUAUCGUGUUAUUUUCGUUAAGUAUUGGAAUUAUUUCGCUUGUGUGCAUCCCAAAUCUUAUCAAAUUGCUUGGAGGCUGUGGUGUAUGAAAUAAUUGAUAGACCAUGUAUCGGAUUGUAGAUGCUGAUGAAUUGAUAAUCUUUUCCUCCAGCUAAAUGUACAGUUGUUCAAAUUCCUCCAUAAGCAGCAAAGAAAGAUUUGAUAGCUGAUUUCCUUGUUAAAAGAUAAGCCAGCAUUACUUUAGCCAGUUGGAAUGAGUUUUACUUUUUCCCCUUUUUCUCUUCCACCAGUAAAAAUGUAUAUAUUUGAAUAUUAAUUAGCCUUAACAUCAACAUUCUUCUUGCAAAUUCAUGUCUGCUGCUGCUCUGUCUAUAUUUGCUUAUGCCUAGUGUAUUUUGAUGCCUACCUUGCUGUCUUUUUGCCAAUAUAUUCCUUUUCUGGAGGAGUGGUGAGUUCAUGCACUGAGAAGUAGGACUGUCAGUAGUUUGGCUCGAUUUGGUCUUUUCAUGAAAUUUAUACUAUACCAACUCUUCGAUUAAUCUCCGGUGUACAACCAAAAAUAGACUUUUUUGAAACAUCCUAAUCAUCUCAGUAUCUCUUCAAUAUCGGUUCGGUGCAGUUUAUUUUCUGUAGUUUAUUCUUAAAAACAUCACGUGGGAAUCGCAAUGCUGCUAGAUGCCUUAAUAUUUAUGUAGAGAAUGGAAUAUCACCUGCAUCCAAUCCCCACUCUGAGUAGAAGAAUCUGCGUCUUGCUUACUUCUUAUAUUAAAGAUCUUUCUAUUUGGAAAAAGCAGAUUGGACUAGUGUGCAACUAAAUGCCAUCACAAGAGGCAAGCACUUCCUCAGCAUCUGUACAUUUAUUAUUUACAAAGUACAGAUGCUGUUUUCAUUACCAGAAGGGUCAAAUUCAUAUUGAGACUUUAUUCUUUGGAUAUGGAAAGCUUCUACCUUUAUCGAUGAUUCCCCCUUUAUCUUGCUGAUGAUUUCCAUUCCCAUAGAAAGUUCUCGCAGGGCAAUUGCUUUUUAGCACUAUAUGAGAACUUCAGUCAGACAAAUUUAGUAAAUUAUCAUGUUAGAAUCUCUGUCACUGAGGUGAUCCCAGUUGGAAUUCAUCUUUUACUCAAGUUGAUCUAAUGGUGAUAUCACAAUCAGACACUUGUACGUGCAUGGGCCUUUGUCAAAAGUGCCAAAGCAUAUUAUGGAAGAUAAUCAUGUAUUGGGGAAUCAAGUUCUUUUCCUUUCAUUUCUUUCCUCCAAAGUAGAACCUAGAAUUUUCUUCUUCUAGGUAUAUUCUCUACUAUUAUCCACCCUGUCCACUAAACUCUUCCUUUCUUGGGCUUAUAUAUUCCUUUUGUGUUCAAUACUAAACUAUUUGAGUCCCUUCUGUCCUUUCCCUUCUGGCCUCCUCAAUUGUUAUCCUUCAAUAUGAGUUUAGAGAAUCAUGGAAAACAGAUCAUUUCAGUUGGGCCAUGGGGAGGUGACAAUGGAUUGCACUGGGAUGAUGGAGUUUAUUCCACCAUAAGGCAACUGGAAAUAGCUCAUGGAACAGGAGUUGAUUCUCUUAAGGUUGAAUAUGACAAAAAUGGAACCUCAGUGUGGUCAGAGAAGCAUGGUGGCAGUGGAGGUGCUAAAACUGACAAGGUAAGACUUAAUUAUCCAGAUGAGUUUCUAACUUGUCUGCAUGGAUAUUAUGGUAGCUUACACGAAAGGGGGUCAGUUUUUGUGCGAUCACUUACAUUCCAAAGCAAUAAAAGAACAUAUGGACCAUAUGGUGUCCAGCAAGGAACAUAUUUCACUCUUCCAAUUUCUAGAGGAAAAGUUGUUGGCUUCCAUGGAAAAUCUGGCUGGUAUCUUGAUGCUAUUGGAGUAUACGUAGAGCCUAUUCAUAAAUCUUUGCCGACUAAUUCUCUAGUUCAAUCUCAGCAACACCAUUCUAUCGUUCAUUCCCAACAAAGUGUUGUCCAAGGGUUUGAGAAUUAUGAAUACUCAAUGAUACAAGGAAGUCUCGGUAAAAAUUUUGAUCUAAUUGUUGCAGUUAGACACAAAGACGAGAACAGUAACAUUUUACCUCCAACCACACUUUCAAGACAAACUUCUGGUUCUGAUCAUGAUUCCGGUUCAACUGGACCAAAUAAAAAGGUGGCAACUAUUGAGAAAGUCCCGUCGAAAAGUGUCAAGGGUGUUGUCACAUAUUGUCCUUGGGGUGGAAGUGGGGGGAGUGUUUUUGAUGAUGGAAUCUAUGAUGGUGUUAGGCAGAUUUACUUGUCACGCAAUGUGGGAAUCGUUUCGAUAAGAGCUUGCUAUGACAAAAAUGGAGAACCAGUUUGGGGAAACAAAAAUGGUGGUACUGGUGGAUUUAAAACUGAGAGGAUAAUAUUUGAUUAUCCAUCAGAGAUUUUGACACACAUCACAGGCUACUAUGGACCAGCCAUGAUUAUGGGUCCUAACAUUAUUCAAUCACUAACUUUUCAUACCACAAAAGGCAAACAUGGACCUUAUGGAGAAGAACAAGGGCAACAAUUUUCAACCAAAUUGAAAGAAGGGAUUAUUGUUGGAUUUCAUGGGAGAAAAGGAUUGUUUCUUGAUGCACUUGGUGUUCAUGUGUUGGAAGGAAAAGUUGUUCCAUGUUUACCCCCUUCCCCGGCCCCCAACUCCAUCAAACCAGGUGCAGCGUCUGUCCCAUCUUUACCUGCCCCAGCUCCCCCCAAAUCCAUCAAACCAGAUGCAGCAACUGUCCCAUCUUUACCUGCACCGGCUCCCCCCAAAUCCGUCAAACCAAAAGCAGCAUUUGUCACUGAGGUUGAUGAUAGACCACAGUGGUCUUUUAAACUGGGAAAGAAAGGACUCACUGAGGAGACUAAAAAGGAAAAGGGACAGAUAAAAUGGAUCGGAGGAGUGCAAAGGAUAGUGAAAGAUCCAGCACCAUAUGGACCUGGUCCAUGGGGUGGAGAUGGUGGGAAGCCAUGGGAUGAUGGAGUUUUCACUGGGAUCAAACAGAUAAUCCUAACACAAUCAUCAGAAGGCAUUUGCUGUAUCGAAAUUGAGUACGAUCGAAAUGGACAAUCUGUUUGGUCAGUAAAACAUGGUGCAAAUGCUGGGAAAUGCACAAAUAGGGUAAAGUUAGAGUAUCCUCAUGAAGUACUAACUUGCAUCACUGGAUUCUAUGGUCCUAUAAGCAAAGAUAUGGGGUUGAAAGUGAUAAAAUCACUGACUUUUCACACCACUAGAAGGAAGUUUGGUCCCUUUGGGGAGGAACUAGGAACAUAUUUCACUUCAGCAACAACAGAAGGUAAAGUGGUAGGAUUUCAUGGGAGGAGUGGAAUGUAUUUGGAUGCAAUUGGAGUGCAUAUGCAACACUGGUUAGGCAAUCAGAAAACCUCCAAGCAUUCUCUUAUGAAGAUGUUCCAUUGAUAUAUUUUCUGUUUUGAAUAAAGAAAAGUCCAAAAUAGAACAGAAUCAAUAAGUUUUGUGUGGAAAACAUCUUAUUGUUUUGGCUUUUGUGUUUGGGUGAGCAUAAAUGAAGUUCUAUUGUAAUAAUAUUCGCAUUAUUUAUAUUUCUGGUGCCUUCAUCA
This is a messenger RNA of Nicotiana tabacum (common tobacco), 3705 nucleotides long. RefSeq names its product jacalin-related lectin 3. Lineage: Eukaryota; Viridiplantae; Streptophyta; Magnoliopsida; Solanales; Solanaceae. The record is from RefSeq and is a predicted model, not a curated record. Gene Ontology annotation, molecular function: carbohydrate binding.